Prionailurus viverrinus (fishing cat) is the source of this 1695-nucleotide messenger RNA. Its product is annotated as nuclear RNA export factor 3-like. Gene Ontology annotation, molecular function: protein binding; RNA binding. Gene Ontology annotation, cellular component: cytoplasm; nucleus. The transcript has 18 exons. Gene Ontology annotation, biological process: poly(A)+ mRNA export from nucleus. The record is from RefSeq and is a predicted model, not a curated record. Lineage: Eukaryota; Metazoa; Chordata; Mammalia; Carnivora; Felidae.
UCCAGCUCCAGAUCCCACAGGUUCUCUUCAUAAGCAGCCUGUGAGGACAUUGGUGACAGGUCACUGCCUUCAGGCCACACCAUGGGGCAUAAUAACACAGGCAACUCCUUACAAAGAAGAGCAAGAUGCUCGGGUAUUUACCGACGGAGGCAUAACAAUUGGUCUGGGCAUGUCCGUUCUGGCAUUGAUUCUUCAUCCCACCAGCAGCAAGAUGGAGAUCCAGCAACAAAUGACAGUCGCAUGAGCACCCGAGGAAGAUAUGCUCCCUAUGCCAUUCCAUCCUGUCAUUGGAGAGGCAGUUUUCAGAUACAAGACCAAACGCAAGCUAACAUGGAGGGAGAGCAAAAGCAUCCAGAAACAAGAAUGGAGGGGGAGAGGCAGGAUGAGACCUCCAGGAGCUGGUUCAAGAUCACAAUUCCAUUUGGCAUCAGAUAUGAUGAGAAGUGGCUGCUGAAUCUGAUUCAGAAGCAAUGCAGUGUCCCCUUCACCCCAGUGGAAUUUCACUAUGAGAAAAUGCAGGCCCAGUUCUUUGUUGAGAAUGCCGGCAUUGCCUUCGCAUUGAAGAGUGUCAACGGCAAGAUCUGGAAUGAGAAUAAUGAAAUGAUAUCUAUCUUUUUCCACCCCUCUGAUGCACCCCAGUCUGUGCAGAAGGAGCUGAAGCCAGAAAAUGUGGAUCAGAUAAAGUUGACCACAAACAAAAGAUAUGUAGUCUCCUAACAAUCUCUUAACAUCCAGAGGGUCCGCUUUGCCCCUGACAUGGUCACCCGAGAUAUUGAAAUGGUACCAAAUCCUAGAAACAGCAUGGCUGCCUCCCGGCAGACUCAUGAAAAGAACAUGUUCAAGUCUGCAGGGGAGUUGGACAAGGGCAAAAGACUGCAGCGAGAAGACAUGAGUGCAAACAGAAGCCCCCUGUGCACCACCUUUCCCGAUAAAUCAACCAACAUAAGCUCCAUCCUGGAACUGUUUUCCAAGUUAUUAUGCCUGGAUGGCCAGGAGUCACCUUCACCAACCAGCGUUGGUAUUGCAGCCCACAAGAGGUUACCAACCUGCAAGGGAAGCUUCUUUGGAUCUGAUGCACUGAAGAGUCUGGUCCUGCAAUUCCUGCAGCAGUACUACUUGAUCUAUGACUCUGGAGACCAUCAGGGUCUCCUCGGUGCUUACCACGAUGAGGCCUGCUUCUCCCGGACCAUUCCCUUCAACCCCAAGGAGCCAGCCCCAAGCAGCUUGUGUGAGUACCUCAAGGAAAGCAGGAACAUGAAGAAGGUCCAGGACCCCUACCUGCGUGUUCAGCUGCUGAAGCAUACAAAACAUGACAUUGUGCACUCCCUCUGUGUGCUGCCCAAAACUCAGCAUGACCUCAGCUCCUUUGUGGUGGACAUAUGGUUCCAGAUGGACUUGAUGCUCUGCUUCUCUGUCAACGGAGUGCUCAAGGAAGUGGAAGGAAUGUCUCAGGAUUCUGUUCGUGCCUUCACCCGGACCUUCAUUGCUAACCCUGUCAACAAUUACAGUCUAUGCAUCAUGAAUGAUACUCUGCUUGUGAAUAUCAUCAGCCCUAAGGAUACCAUGAGCACAUUCUCUAUCCCAGUUCCCACUCCCUCCUGCAGCUACUCGAACACCUUUUCCCAGAAGCAGCAGGGAAUGGUUCAGUCUUUCACCACACAGUCUGGGAUGAACCUCCAAUGGUCUAAGAAGUGA